UUCAUAAACCCUAGCAAACCCCAUUUCUCUCUCUCUCACGUUUUCGUCUUGUUCCAACCUCCAAGGCAUCGAGAAGCGAAAUGGGAAGCCAACAAGCAGCGGUUUCGUUCCUAUCGAACCUCGCCAAGGCGGCGUUCGGGCUCGGCACGGCGGCAACCGUGGUGAACGCGUCGCUGUUCACGGUCGAUGGUGGCGAGAGGGCGGUGCUCUUCGACCGGUUCAGGGGAGUAUUGGAUCAGACGGUGGGUGAAGGCACUCAUUUCCUGGUCCCGUGGCUUCAGAGACCGUUCAUCUUCGACAUCCGUACGAGGCCUCACACUUUCUCAUCCGUCUCCGGUACCAAGGAUCUCCAGAUGGUUCAUCUCACCCUUCGUGUUCUCUCUCGCCCUGAGGAAUCGCGUCUGCCGUACAUUUUUCAAACCUUGGGCCUGGAGUACGAUGAGAAGGUUCUUCCCUCGAUAGGUAACGAGGUCUUGAAGGCAGUGGUGGCUCAGUUCAACGCUGACCAGCUCCUCACGGAGCGUCCCCAGGUCUCAGCGCUUGUCCGGGAGUCCUUGAUCAGAAGGGCCAAGGACUUCAACAUCGUGCUGGAUGAUGUAGCAAUCACACACUUGUCGUAUGGUGUGGAGUUCUCGAGGGCAGUAGAGCAGAAGCAGGUGGCGCAACAGGAGGCUGAAAGGUCGAAGUUUGUGGUGAUGAAGGCUGAUCAGGAGAGGAGGGCUGCUGUUAUAAGAGCAGAGGGUGAGAGUGAGGCUGCUCAGUUGAUCUCUGAUGCAACGGCGAAGGCAGGUAUGGGACUGAUCGAGCUCAGGAGGAUCGAGGCUUCGAGGGAGAUUGCUGCUACACUUGCUAGGUCUCCCAACGUGGCUUACCUUCCCGGUGGACAAAGCAUGCUCUUUGCCUUGAACCCUUCUACCCGUUGAGGGAAAUUUGAUUGUGGUGUGUGUGUGCGUGUAACUGCAGGCGGAGUAUGGCAAGACAUGGCAUGAUCUUUUAUGUCUGUGAAUCUUCUUAAAUCAUAAAUGAGGUUUUAUGGCUUCUGUUUCUGAUGAACUCUUUUGUGAAAAGAAAUUUCUGCGGUGUUCCUGACUCUUUGCAGAAUUAUUCUUACCCUUGAAACGACUCUC
Molecule: messenger RNA, 1127 nt
Organism: Tarenaya hassleriana
Lineage: Eukaryota; Viridiplantae; Streptophyta; Magnoliopsida; Brassicales; Cleomaceae
Product: prohibitin-3, mitochondrial
Exons: 3
Coding region: 81-923 (280 amino acids)
Biological process (GO): mitochondrion organization
Cellular component (GO): mitochondrion; membrane
Source: RefSeq, a predicted model, not a curated record